UUUCCUCCAGCAAUUCACAAUUUUUUUUCCAAGAAGAAAAAAGGGCGAAAGGGUGAUAUUUGGUGAUAAAAAUUUGCCCUAUCGUGGGGGAGAUAUUGAAGAUACGGUGGAAGUUCUGAGGUGUCAUUUUACGAUCGGAGAUUGUGAGAUAUCGAAAGGUUUUGAGGUGUUUAGGGAGUGCGAGCGGAUCGUCAAGAUUUCGAGUUGGAUUGUUUAUUUUCUCCUUCUUCACCUCUCUUAGUUCACCCUUUGAUUUACAGUUAAUUUACGUUCAAGUUUAUCCAACGACUUUUCAAAGAGUUAUAAUAAAGACCAGAGACAGGAGGAUCCAAGUUGAAGCGUCAAACAUCCGGCGAUCAAGGGGUAACUGGGAGUUAAGAACGAAGAAGCUGAGAUAAAUCCAAGACCUCGAGCGAGGGAUAAAACAAUAGGUGCCGAGUCAACGAGUCAAGCUAAAAACACCUUGAGACAUUUUCAUUGAGAAAUCCGAGACAUCCACCGGCAAGAUUACCGGCCGCGGCGGUUGCGCCAAGUAUUGUGGAACUGCUCCAUCACCCGGCAACAUUUCAUUCUCCAGCUUCCGUCAAUCCUUCACCAGCAAUGUCAACUACCUGAAACGGAGGUUCUCCUCCGGGGACUUGAGCUCUGAGCUUGAUGAUGAGCCUGGAGCUGAGCCCGGGAUGGCCUCCGUGGUACGACAGGACUCGAGUCAGCCGUAUCAGGGGACACCAGAUCGUCCCCUGCAGUCUCAGCCUGCCCCCAUACCACCGCCAUCACAACCACCAGUUCCUGGGGCACCACCUGGAGGUGACCUAAGCCUCAACCUAAGACCGAGCUCGAGAACCACAAGUGCACCAUCAUCACCGGCCAAAACCAGGGAGAGUCUUUUGCAGAGAGUUCAGAGUCUCACUGGUGCUGCCCGGGAUCAGGGUGCAUCGAUACUUGGUGCAGCUGUGGGCGGUGCAACUCGUGGUUCAUCGUACAACAAGGAUCGUUGUUUCACUCUCCUGGUGAUAGACGAUCAGAAUACAGACUGGAGCAAGUACUUCCGGGGACGUAGAAUUCAUGGUGAUUACGAGAUACGGGUUGAACAGGCCGAGUUCCGGGAGUUGUCUCUGACGGCUAGUGAGGUUGGCGCCAGCGUAUCCAUGGCUGUCUUCCGUAAUGGGACCAAGGUCAUCAGAUCUUUCAAGCCCGAUUUCGCUCUGGUGCGGCAAAACCUCCGUGACGCCGGGGAAGACAAUAGGAACAUCCUCCUCGGUCUGAUGUACGGCAGCAUUCCGAGUGUUAAUAAUCUCACGGCGAUUUACAAUUUCCAGGACAAACCAUGGGUAUUUGCCCACCUGCUGGGUCUACAGCGCCGUCUCGGCAAGGAGAAUUUUCCCCUCAUAGAUCAGACGUACUAUCCGAAUCAUCGGGAGAUGGUCUCAGCACCUCGUUACCCAGCAGUCGUAAAACUUGGUCAUGCACACGGUGGCAUUGGUAAAGCUCGUGCUGAGAACAACCAGGAAUUCCAAGAUUUAGCAUCACUGGCAGCUCUAACAACAGUCUAUUCCACAUCGGAGCCCUACAUAGACACCAAAUACGACGUUCACGUUCAGAAAAUCGGCAAUAAUUACAAAGCAUUCAUGCGGAAGAGCAUCAGCGGUAAUUGGAAAUCCAACACGGGAUCGGCGAUGCUGGAGCAAGCAUCGAUGACGGAGAGAUAUCGAGCUUGGGUUGACCAUGUUUCUAAUUUAUUCGGAGGUCUCGAUAUUUGUGCUAUUGAAUUAUUAGUGGGUAAGGAUGGCCGCGAGUAUAUCAUCGAGGUUAAUGACAGUGCAUUGUCAUUGAUGGGGGAUUCCCAGGAAGAGGACAGACGUCAAAUAGCUGAUCUUGUUGCUGCUAAGAUGCAAGCUUGCUGUAGACCGCAAAGUGUCUUGACUAAGACAGCAUCGAGGGGAUCAAUGUCAGGUGCGAGUCAAGCAACGAGUCCCGCGGAAGAGCGUGGACCACCAUCUGGGCCCCCGCCUGGACCGGCGCCAGUCCUCGGUGCUCACCCACCCAUUGGCUCCAUGGGUUCCAUGGGUAGCAUAGGCUCGAGCAUUGGUGCGACCACCGGGGCUGAUGUUACGAAAUCCGAUAGCCAUGGACAGCUCGUACGAAGGGACUCCCAAGCAUCUCAAUCGAGCACAGUGAGCAGUGCCCCGUCAACAGGACGUCGUGCCGACGAACCGCCACCCCUGCCCCCAUCCCGAGUACCAUUUCACCGUCAAGGAAGUCAAUCGCAGCCGUCGACUGGCGAAGACAGCGAGGACACCAUGAAAAAUCUCCGGAAGACAUUUGCCGGUAUAUUUGGAGAGAUGUAGAAUGCGUAAAAAAAAAAAACAUUUAAUAUUUCAUAAUCCUGGCUGAUGCGACGACAGAGCUGAGUAUUGGGCAUUAAAAUAUAAUGGUGAAACGAUUGAAACUGAGAGAAGAAUGGAAAAUAAUAAUUAAACCGGUAUUCUAAUGAGGGGCAAUGAGAAUGGGAGAAAGAAUUCAUGGCGUCUGGGCGAGUGGCGAUCACCUCGACGUGAAACAUUAAACCCUGGGAGAUUAAAGCUCGUGAGUCCGACAGUACUUACUUAUACAUUCGCAGAUUAUAGCGAGAUGGUUAAUAGCCAUUUAUUUCACUUGUACUUUAUUCUGUCAGCUUUUCAUCGACUCACGUGCAGAGAAAAAUCUGUUCAUAAUUGUUAUUUCAACGAUUUUUCAAUAAACUCUUCGUAGAAAUUGAUCGGUCCACUUCUAUUAUCAUUUCCUUCAUUUUUUAAAAUUGAAAUUUGAAAAAUCCAACGCAUCAAUAAAUUCUGUAUUUUACGGAAAAAAAAAAUGAAAAAGGGAGGCUGUGGUUUUUCCUGCACUCUACGCUUCCGGGGGUUGUGACAUAAAUUUGUGAAAUUAUCAACAGAUUGUUCUCUCUCUGAGGUUGCGGUGAUAUUUAAUGACAAUGGAACGGGUAUUGGUGCGAUAUUCGGUGGUUAUUCUGAUGCACCGGAAAUUGUUCACGCGAUUGAGUGGUUAUCUGUGAGAUUGGGAUGAUGAAUUAAAUUCGAUGAAUAGCCCAUGAUAAAUAUGAUCGAUCAAUCCCGUUCAUUGUCCCCUUUAUAUUUUUGCCAUCGCAAUAUUAUUGGAGAUAUAAUGUACUGACGAGGAGGUACUGCAAACGCACAAGUAGUUGUUAAGCACAUUUGGAUACACAGAAUAUGAAAAUUCGUAUUGCCAUUGGAGUAAUGAUGCAAAAAUGUGAAAAAUAAUUGGUGAAUUUUUGUAAUUAAUUUCUCCAUCGCGAAUAUGAUCUGCUGAUUGUAUGGGAAAGAGUACACGGGACAGUACAAAAGAUUAAUAUCAGUAAUGAAUAUUUAAACGCCUUGGCCUAUGCACAAUAAUUGGAGGCAAAAAUGACUGGAGUGAAUAAAAUCGGAUGAAAUUAACGGAGAUGAGUCGAGAUAAUCAAAAUGAAUAGGGAGGAAAUUCAGAGGUUGUUGAAAAUGAGGAAGGAGGAUCGAUGAAUGCAGCGCGCAGCCUCGGGUUAAUGAUAAGAAAUAUCUCAGGGGUGCUAUUCAAUGCACUAGGUAAAACGUUAAGAAAAUAAACACAAAACAAAACUUUAUAAAAAAAAAACCAACAGAUAAAGAUAGACGAGCCAAUUGUGUUGUAGCUGAAUGAGAUCUUUCCAUAUAAUAGAGGCCGAUGAAAGACAAAAACCAAGAGACGACAGAAAGGAGAGAAAAAAGUAAGCGCGGAAUAAAAAAUAAUUAAGAGCCUCGUGAAAAUCCCUCGAACCAAAAAAAAAAAAAAAUCCUGAGAAUUAGCAAAAUAAAAGUGACCUAAAAAGACAUAUAAAAAUAGUUGAACUAUCAAAUUUAUUGGGUUGAGUUUUAAUUAAUCAAAGGAGAAAAUAUAAAGCCAACGGAGAAUAAGUGGCGAAAAAUAGAAAAAGCCCACAGUGCCAUGUUGCUUAGAUGAGUGAUGAAAAAAAGAAAAUUGUUAACUCCUCCAAAUUCUCGUGUUACGUGCUACAAUCAUUUAUCCCCUAAAUGAUUAACAACAAAUCUACCUGAAUAAUCACUAGACAGAGAGUGAGCACAAGCACGGAGAGUUGGAUUUAUAAAUGGCUGAAGUUCGAAGCAUAGAGUUGAAAUGACUCUGGUGUUACCAUAAUUCAUAACUCAAUGAUAAAAGUUGUUGAAAAAAUCGUGUAUCAUCACAAUUAAAAAAAAAAUAAUAAUUUUGUUAAGUUUAAUUGGACAAGCCGCAUUUAGCAACAUUUCAACGAUCGUUUACUCAUUCCCUAUAGACCAAUAAAUGAAAAAUAGUUGAUUCGAAUCACCUAUCAGUAACAAUAACGGAACAUAGCGAUAUCGUUGAAACAUACUCAAUUAUAAUACUUGUUAAUUAUCGAAUAAUGAAAGUUUUCUACGCGUCGCGGCUCUAAUACGAAUAAUUGUUACAGUUACCUUGUGAUUACUUUCAUGAAUAACUCAUGAUAUUUUGCUGAUUUGUUCUCCCGAUAUUAUUUCCACCUUGAUUAUUGAUUCUUAUCUACGGUCGUGAUGUCAAAUAUAAUUAAUUCAAAAGCUCCUCCCAUCCCCCACCCAUCACCCCACAAUCCCGAGAUCCUCGAAACUAAUUUUCCCUGGUAAUUAAGGGUGCUUGUGAAGAAUAUAAUGAUUUUAUGAGCCUCAUAUACAUAGAAAUUAGAUUAGCUGAAAAUGGAAGCGAGGGUGGUUGCCGCGACACAGAUUUCAUUAUCUGUGGUCUUCCUCGUUUCCAUUUUCAAUUUAUUCAUCAUCUUCUUCAGUACUUCGUCCUGCAACGAAACUACGUAUAGGCAGAGUAAAUGAAGAGUAAACAUCAACAUUCUCAACAAAUAUAGAUGAAAUAAAGAAUUUAGGGAUAGACUUUCAAUGUCGACUGAAUAAUCAUCUGUUACUGCAUUUAACGACAAUCGAGGUAUCAAUGACGUGUUGGGCCCUCGAUUAAUAGAUUCUAACUUCUUGUGCAUGUAUCUCAACGCUAUAAUAAUCUUACGAUUAUUAGUUUCCACCGGAAACUAAUGGAAUUUCAAAAAGACAAAUAACGGAAUAGUAACAGUAGACGGAUUGGGGCGCGAUCCAUCGCGCACACCGUGAAAUGUUACCCUCUUGAUUUCAAGCGCGUGCUAGUCACAUACAUAUAUUAACAAUAAAACACAAUAUGAGAAUGGUUAAUGCAUUGUAAGGCGCCAUUCUCAUUUAUUAUCACGAUAUAUGUGUCAUAUGUGUGUUAUUUAAUCUAGUAGCUACGUGUCGAUCGUUCAAAUGCGCCGGUUUAAUUGCCACCAUAAUAUAAAUAAAUAAUCGGUCUUAAAAUAAUACCACAAAAUUGACGUUUGGCGCUUGCAUAUUCAUGGCUGCAAGGAAAAUCAUAUGAAAAUUUGAAAUUGGCAAAUGGCGGGGUCGCCGAUGCGGCAAGGCACGACUCCCCAAUUAUUUCUCUACUCAUUAAUUCAGUGUAAAAUUAACAACGAAAAGAAUAAAUAAAUAAAUAAAAAUUGCAUCGCAGGAUGCUGUUCAAUGAUCAAAUCAGUGAGGUGGGGAGAUUUGGAUAAAUUAAUAGCAAUUAACAGAAUCAGUUGAUAUUGGCCAGCAGCCUGUUCAUCAGUCGUUCACACAGCAGAUAUCACCUCUUAACUAUGUGAUUAUUAAUGAAUACAGUAGCUGCAGGCACACUAUUACUUAAUAAUUAUCACACAAUAACCGACUAACUAAUAAAAGAUUUAAAAAACGAAAAAAAAAAUACCAAAGAAGUGAAGUAUAAUUAAGGAUACGUUGAGGGAAAGAUUAAAUCAUACUUAAAAUGCGAGUUCUAUCUGUCAUCGUUACUAUUAAGAAUUAUCGGAGUUUGGAAAAACUCUAAAAUUAGGAUUAAUUAAGUAUUAAGAGCAUAAACGUGUAGCGUGGGGGCGUAGAACAUUACUAAUGGAUAGAGAAAUAAAGAGUGAGGAAAAAUCCCAGAAAUAGGCGUAAAUGAAAUAUGUAACGUACCCUUAACCCUUUGCCGGCAUUUCAAGGUGCUUGAUACUUGGACUUUCAGAUGAAUAACCAGAACAGUGGACCGUUUGACUGAUAACACUGGCUUCUGGUGAAUUAGGCCUGGGGAUUAAUAUCCCCGAGGGCACCAAUUCGAGUGUCACAAUUAGGGCUAAACUCGAGCGCAUCACCAGAAACGUGAAAUUGUUCAUUUGUGAUUUGAAUCAGUGGUGGGCAGGAGCCACUGGAGUUUGAUAAAUCGUUUAUAUCCACAGGGUAGAGAGAAGCUCGAGUCAUUGGAGAUGUUGAAGCACGCAAGUGCGCUCCAGCUCUCAUACCCCACAUGAGGAUCACAUGAUUUGUCUGCUUGCGUGCCACUGUCCACUCUAAUCACCUUGAAUAACUCAGCAUAAACAAUUGUUAAUGAUCAAACGAUAAAUAAUAAAUGUCCAAGAUAAUUCAUCAAACACGUCGGAUAGAAGUCUAUGAUUUACCAAUCAACGGUGCACUUUAACCCGAAAUUAAUAAUAAAUCUAAUGGGUAUUGAUAAAUCGAUAUGUAAUCAUCGAAAUUCUGGGAAAUUACAAUUUUCACUGUUGCUAAUCACUGAAAGUUGAUUAGGUAAUGAAGUAUUAUUUACCAUGGAUGUUUCGCAUACGGUAAUUGACUAAAGUGGAUAAUUCAAACUCACGAGUGUGUAUUAUUUUUAUCAAUUUAAGAGGAUGACGAAAAAAUUAUAACUAAUUAGUAAUCAAAUAAAUGACGUUACCGGCUGUCGUAAUGAUAAUAUAUAAAUAUGCUAUCUAUAGAGGAUUUAAAUACGUAAGUUGAUAAACGAUUUGUGGUAAAUGCGCACUGUAAUGGCGAGGUAAUUAGUCAUUUAAACGGUGAUUUAUAGGUAAUGGUGAGCGAGGCUGGGCCACUCCGAGCCCGAUCAUUGCUGAGAAAAAAAUCGAGAGAUUAUUGCCAUCCUCGGGAAUGAGUGGAACAUCCUCGGUGCCAAGUUAGAGUCGGCACGUUAUAUAUGUGGAUGCCCUUUAGAUUUAUCUGUUGAAUUAUUAUUAAUAUAUUAAUAUACCAUAAGGUAAUGUGUAACAGCAAAAUAAAACAAUGGGGUCGCAACAAA
Messenger RNA from Fopius arisanus, 7161 nucleotides. It is a transcript of the gene Syn, whose product is annotated as synapsin. NCBI's taxonomy places the organism in Eukaryota, Metazoa, Arthropoda, Insecta, Hymenoptera, Braconidae. Gene Ontology annotation, molecular function: ATP binding; metal ion binding. Gene Ontology annotation, biological process: neurotransmitter secretion. The transcript has 10 exons. The coding region runs from base 681 to 2348 and encodes 555 amino acids. Gene Ontology annotation, cellular component: synaptic vesicle; synaptic vesicle membrane. The record is from RefSeq and is a predicted model, not a curated record.